Messenger RNA from Phoenix dactylifera (date palm), 1881 nucleotides. NCBI's taxonomy places the organism in Eukaryota, Viridiplantae, Streptophyta, Magnoliopsida, Arecales, Arecaceae. The record is from RefSeq and is a predicted model, not a curated record.
UCUCAUCUGAGUCAACACCGACGCUUUGACGUUUUAACCAGCCAAGAAAUCCAGCGUAGCGUGCAAGUCCAAAAUUCUCAAUGAACUACUAAAUACAUAUCAAUCAAUGUGUCUUCCUGAUUAAGAAACUCCAAUCACACGGCUACCAAUUUCUCCUCCUAUAUCUGCAUCUACGACUCUUCUUCUCCUCCUUCGUUCUGUUCUGUGCCAUUCUUGCAUUCUUUUCUUUCUUUCUUUUUUUCUGAGUGUCAGAGGAAGCGAUCAAAUACUUCCCAAAUCCUUGCAUAAUUUUCUUUCAUGGAGGAUGCCACCACCUUUCAUAUCGUUAUGCUUCCAUGGCUCGCCUUCGGCCACCUCCACCCCUUCCUCGAGCUCUCCAAAUCCUUGGCCAAGCGCGGCCACAAAAUUUCCUUCAUCUCCACCCUGCGAAACCUCCGCCGCCUCCCCGACGUCCCUCCCCACCUCUCCCCUCUCAUCCGCUUCGUCCCCCUUCCCCUCCCCCACGUCGACGGCCUCCCCGCCGGCGCCGAGGCCACCUGCGACCUCCCUCAAAGCAGCACCCAGGAUCUCAAGAAGGCCUUCGAUGGCCUCGAACAACCCUUCGUCCAAUUCAUCCACCAAUCCUCCCCCAGGGCUGAUUGGAUCAUCCAUGACUUCGCGGCCUACUGGGCGUCGAAAGCCGGCGUUCCGUGCAUCUUCUAUAGCACCUUCCCAGCUUCCACCUUGGCCUUCUUUGGCCGUCCAUCAGAUAUCGGGACGGGCGGAGGAUCGUUGAAGGACCUGACGAUACCGCCCAAACGAGUGCCCUUCCCGACCACGGUGGCCUAUCGCUACCACGAGGCCAUCAGGCUUGCCCUCGACUCGCUGCAGCCCAAUGCCUCUGGGGUACCCGACUGGCUGCGCACAAAGCUCUCUCUCGAGAACUCCAAGCUUGUAGCCCAGAGGAGCUGCACGGACUUUGAAGCCGAUUGGUUUCAGGUAUUAAUCGGCCUCCACGACAAGCCGGUCGUGCCGGUCGGCCUACUACCACCCCUGCCGGAAAGCAGUGAGAGAAGGCACGGACAGGUCUUUAAUUUUCUCGACACCCAGACUCCUGGUUCCGUCAUAUAUGUGGCUUUGGGUAGCGAAGCCACCAUUAGCAGGGAACAAAUGCAUGAGCUAGCCUUAGGACUAGAGAUAUCUGGGCUGCCGUUCCUAUGGGCUCUGAGGAAGUCGACGACUGUCGAGACUGGCGACGCUGUUGACUUGCUGCCUGAGGGGUUCGAGGGUCGGACCGAAGGCCGAGGGCUGGUGGCUGUGGGAUGGGCGCCUCAGGUGGAGGUCCUGGCCCACGAGGCCGUCGGCGGCUUCUUGACGCACUGCGGGUGGAGCUCGCUUAUAGAGGGGCUGCAAUUCGGGCGGCCGCUAGUGAUGCUGCCGGUUUUCUCCGACCAGGGGCUGAAUGCUCGAGCCAUGGGGGAGAAGAAGCUGGGGUUGGAGGUAGAACGAGACGAACGAAAUGGCUUCUUUGGCAGGGAGGCAGUGGCCAGGGCUGUGAAGGUGGUGAUGGUGGGGGAGGAGGGAGAGGUGAUAAGGGCCAAGGCUAAAGAGAUGAGAGGCAUUUUUAGCGACAAGAAACGGCAGGAGAGGUAUGUAGAUGGCUUUGUGAAGUGCCUAGCUGAUUAUAGAUUGGAAUCCUUGUAAUAUACACGAUUUUAGAUCAAGUGUUUGAACUAUAGUUUUUGACCUCACGUGUGGUCGUAUACAUUUCUAGAUUGUUGGUCGUAUACAUUUCUAGAUUGUUGGUGAUCAAGGUAAUGGUUCAUAUUUAGAACCAGCUAGCUAUGUCUGUCUCUGUCACUUGCAUUUUAUUAUAUAUAUUUCCCUUUUUUAUCUUUUAUA